GGCACCUGGACCCUGUCUUUCUGCCAGACUUUUAUUUCCAAAGUUGAAGGUUUCACCAGUGCCAGGUGCUCAGUUUCCCACCCUGUUGGGAGAGCCACGCCUGACCAAGAAACCACUGACGUGUCACCUUUCCAGGCAGAGUCCAAAACAGAGUCCACGGUAAGGAGAAGAAACAUCAGGGUAAUGGACACCUCUGCCUUGUGGUGUGUCUUUUUCCCCCUCCUCAUUUGGGACUGCCCUUCAGGAUGUGCUGAGGAGACCCCCACGCCUCCUGAAGUCACUGGAGGCGCAAAGAAACCUGUGCUUUUGAAAGAUACUGCAGCCACAUCAGCUUUCAUCAGUGCUGCUGAGGUGGCCGUCAUUGGAUUCUUCCAGGAAUUAGAGAGACCAGAAGUUUCAAACUUCCACGUUGUGGCAGAAAAUAUCCAGGAGGUGCAGUUUGGACUCAGCACCAACCCCGAGGUGCUGUCUCAUUAUAACAUCACAAGCAAUACCAUCUCCAUCUUUCGCCUGGUGGAUAACAAACGUCAAGAUCUGGAAAUCACUGAUGGCAAAGAAAUCGAUGUUACCAAGAUGAGCCGUUUCAUUAAGAUCAAUGAGCUGCGACUGGUGACAGAGUACAACCCUGUGACUGCAAUAGGUCUGUUCAGCAGUCUGGUCCAGAUUCACCUCCUCCUCUUCACCGACAAGAGCUCCCAGGAGCAUACAGAGCGAAUGCACAGAUACCGGGAAGCAGCGGAACUCUUCCGAGGACAGAUUCUUUUUAUCCUGGUGGACAGCAAUGUGAAGGGCAAUGGACGUGUGAUGUCGUUCUUCAACCUGAAGAAGUCCCAGCUGCCAGCUCUGGCUAUAUUCCAUACCCCAGAUGAGAAGCAGGAUGUGCUGCCCCUGGAUGAGGUCUCAGUGGAGCAUGUACGGGACUUCUGCAAUGGCUUCUUAGAGAGAAAGCAAAUGAAAGAAGAUCCCAGCCCAGAGGAGAAGACGGAGCUCUGACUCCCCUCUGAGUCACCUGAUAGAACACCGUGGAAAACUGUGCUCAGUGCCCCUGCACUCAGUGUAAGAAGCAUUCACUGUGUCCCAACAUCUCUGGAGGCCCUGGGACAAUGAGAAUACGAGGCCAAGUCAACCAUGAUCAACCUUUCUCCAUUCCAUUUACAUAGUUGCUCUUUCUCCUUUUUAGGUAUCUCUGUCUACUUCUCACUUGCCAGGUCAGCCCCCUCUCAUCGUAAUGCUCCAGGAGCCAUGGCACUGUACUGCAUUGGUCCUUCUGGGCUCCCACUGUCAGUUGCCAUAGGUAGCACAAGGGGCAAUAUGAUGAAACUGCAGUGUCAAAAACAUGCUUUGCAGUUUAUGCAGAGAUGGGCAUGUCUGUUUCCCUGAUGACUCUGUCUCAGCCCCCUUAAUUGGUACCCCGUUGAGAUUCCCUUAUAUCCAGUGCUUUUUUUUGUAAAAAAAAAAAA
Molecule: messenger RNA, 1460 nt
Organism: Pelodiscus sinensis (Chinese soft-shelled turtle)
Lineage: Eukaryota; Metazoa; Chordata; Testudines; Trionychidae
Gene: ERP27
Product: endoplasmic reticulum protein 27
Biological process (GO): protein folding; response to endoplasmic reticulum stress
Cellular component (GO): endoplasmic reticulum
Source: RefSeq, a predicted model, not a curated record